Messenger RNA from Plasmodium adleri (nom. inval.), 690 nucleotides. NCBI's taxonomy places the organism in Eukaryota, Apicomplexa, Aconoidasida, Haemosporida, Plasmodiidae. The record is from the annotation of a RefSeq genome assembly.
GAAAAAGAAAUUAUUAUUUUAUAUAAUAAUAAAUUGAAAGGUUUUUAUAAAGAUUUCCAAAAUAACAUUUUAAGAGGUCAUGUACUAUUUCAAAAUAAAGUACAUUAUUCAGACAAAGAAGAGUUUUAUAAGAAUUUUAAUCCUUUUAAUUAUUUAUUUUUUUUUAAGAAAAAAACAGGAAGGGAUAAUUUACUUAAUAUAAAAAAUGGGUAUAAAAUUGAUAUAUUUUUAAUUUUUCUUUAUAUGAAUAAUGAAUAUAAUGACAAAUUUAAUUUUAUUCAGUUAGUUACUGAAAUAUUUAAUAAAAAUAAUAAUGUAAUGUUUAGAAAUGAAAAAUUAUAUAUCAAUAAUAAUAAUUAUGAAUUUAUAAAGAAAUUACAUUUAUUUUUAAAUGCUCCUUUUUAUUUUUUUAAUAUAUUUAAUAAUAAAACAAAAGAAAUUCGAUUAGUACAUGAUUAUAAAUAUACGCCGAAUUUUUAUAAAAUUCAAUAUAUAUAUAUCCACCCAUACAAAUAUAUAAAGCUUCUAUUGUUAUACUUGUCUAUGUUAAUUUUAUUUAUUAUUACAUGUAUAAUUAUCCUUUUGUGUUUUUUUUAUUUUUUUUUUUUCUUGAGCUUCAUCUUGAUAUUUUUCAACACUAUCCUUUUUUUUAUAUUGAGCUGUUAUUAUUAUUUUAAAAACGGAUUAUAA